Messenger RNA from Lecanosticta acicola, 459 nucleotides. Lineage: Eukaryota; Fungi; Ascomycota; Dothideomycetes; Mycosphaerellales; Mycosphaerellaceae. The record is from the annotation of a GenBank genome assembly.
AUGGACCUCACCACCACCUGCAGAUUCCUCUCCACGCCCACCGCCUUCCUCGUAGCAGGCUACUACGCCUCCAUGUCCCAAAACGCCGUCGCCGUCCUCCUCUCGCAACCCCCCAAAACCUCCCUCCCACUCUUCUCGCAAAUCUACCAUCGCGGCUUCGCCGUCGUCGCGCCGGGGGCCCUCAUCGCCACUCUUGCUUUCGCUUACCUGGGCUAUGUCGACGACAGCAAGCAACAGCGGAGGAAUCUGUACGCCGCUGCGGCGGGGUUAUGUCUGGCGCCGCUGAUUCUCACGAGGUUGGUGAUGUGGGAGGGGAUUCAGCGGUUGCUGGGCGGAGAGGUGGCGGAGGCGGAAGCGAAGCUGUUGUUGGAGAGUUGGAUUCGGGGUAAUUGGGUUCGCGCGGGGUUGAUGGUGGCGGCGGGGGGGAUUGGGAUGGUUACUACUACUAUGGAAGGAUGA